Messenger RNA from Pocillopora damicornis (cauliflower coral), 3984 nucleotides. Its product is annotated as RNA cytidine acetyltransferase. The record is from RefSeq and is a predicted model, not a curated record. Gene Ontology annotation, molecular function: ATP binding; tRNA binding; 18S rRNA cytidine N-acetyltransferase activity. NCBI's taxonomy places the organism in Eukaryota, Metazoa, Cnidaria, Anthozoa, Scleractinia, Pocilloporidae. Gene Ontology annotation, cellular component: 90S preribosome; nucleolus. Gene Ontology annotation, biological process: rRNA acetylation involved in maturation of SSU-rRNA.
GUUUGCAACACGUGGAGACCUCAACAAAAUGGUGUUGAAGAAAGUGGACAAUCGCAUCAGAGUUUUGAUUGAAAAUGGCGUCCAGAAGAAGCAGCGAUCACUGUUUGUUAUUGUGGGUGAUAAAGGAAGAGAUCAAGUUGUCAUUCUCCAUCACAUGCUAUCCAAGACAGCAGUCAAAGCAAGACCAACAGUUCUGUGGUGUUAUAAGAAAGAACUGGGAUUUACUAUUAGUGAGAAACACUUACAAGUUAGUUUUCAGGUAUUGAAGUCUGUUUUUGUUCCAUGCUCCUUUUUUUCCAUAUCAUGUCUUGUACAGGAUUUUGAAGCUUUAACACCAAAUCUACUGGCCCGAACUGUUGAGACAGUUGAGGGAGGCGGUUUGAUUGUACUUCUGCUAAGAACAAUGUCAUCUUUGCAACAGCUGUACACAUUGGCCAUGGAUGUACAUUCUCGAUACAGAACAGAGUCUCAUCAAGAUGUCAUUGGAAGAUUUAAUGAAAGAUUCAUAUUGUCGCUGACCUCAAAUAAGAAUUGCAUGGUUAUUGAUGAUCAGUUAAACAUUCUUCCCAUCUCUUCUCAUACUCUAUCAAUAACUGCAUUACCACCAAAAUCAAAGGAAGAAUCUAUGACUGCAAAUGAAAUUGAGCUGAAGAGUUUGAAAGAAUCAUUGCAAGACACACAACCUGUUGGAGGUAUUGUUAACUGUUGCCGCACUCUUGACCAGGCAAAAGCAGUCCUCAAAUUCAUUGAAGCGAUAUCAGAAAAGACCUUAAGAAGCACAGUAACACUAACAGCUGCCCGCGGUCGUGGAAAAUCAGCUGCCUUAGGACUGUCAUUGGCUUCAGCUGUUGCAUUUGGGUACUCAAACAUGUUUGUGACAUCACCAAGUCCAGAAAACUUGCACACUUUGUUUGAGUUUGUUUUCAAAGGAUUUGAUGCCCUGGAAUUCCAGGAACAUCUUGACUAUGAGCUGGUGCAGUCAACCAAUCCAGAAUUCAACAAAGCAGUUGUAAGAGUGAAUAUUUUCAGGGACCAUCGACAAACAAUCCAGUACAUUCACCCAUCAGAUGCCCACAAACUUGGCCAAGCAGAGUUGGUUGUUAUUGAUGAGGCUGCUGCCAUUCCACUGCCUUUGGUUAAAGAUCUCAUGGGGCCAUACCUUGUGUUUCUGUCAUCAACAGUGAAUGGAUAUGAAGGAACAGGCCGAUCUCUCUCCUUAAAACUGAUCCAACAGCUUAGACAACAGAGUGCAACUCAUGGUCCUUCCAGUAAAGGCAACAGUUCCACACCUCUGGGCCGCAGUCUUCAUGAAAUCACUCUGAAUGAGUCCAUUCGUUAUGCACCAGGUGAUGAGGUGGAAAGAUGGUUAAACCAUCUUCUCUGUUUGGAUGCCACUGUGGUACAGAGGCUGUCUAGCGGUUGUCCAUUGCCUGAAAACUGUGAUUUAUAUUACGUCAAUCGGGAUACACUGUUUUCUUAUCACAAAGCGUCUGAAGUCUUCUUGCAAAGGCUCAUGGCUCUUUAUGUAGCUUCGCAUUACAAGAACACUCCAAAUGAUCUACAGUUGUUAUCUGAUGCACCUGCGCAUCACAUCUUCUGCCUGUUAGGUCCAGUUGAUCCUGCUCAGAACACACUUCCAGAGGUGUACUGCGUGUUACAGGUGAGAGCUUGCAAAGCAAGGUACAAUAAAAUACGAAAAAGGACAUGUCACCAACUUGAUUUGCAUCCUUGCCAGGGACUGUGCCAGCCUCUUCAAAAAACCAGCGGUCACAUAAAGUGCGUUCUGAGGUAUUUUCGUUCCGAGUACAGUCUUUUUGUUGUAUUUAAGUGUGUACAGCCUGUUUUCGUACUUAUUGACGUUUUUGAUAAACAAAUUACGGCGGUUGAAAAUAUACGUUCUCUAAGAAGAGAAGUCGUUGUCAGAGGAGAUAAAAAUUGUUUUUUCCGAGCUGUUGCUCUUGGGAGGGAUGAAACAGGCAACGAGAAACACAAGGAGAUCAGUGGGUCGAGUACCAGCAAAAGGGCAUCUGGCGACCUUAUUCCCUGGACGAUAUCGCAGCAAUUUAAUGAUCACGAUUUUGCGGGUCUUUCUGGAGGAAGAAUUGUCAGAAUCGCUACCCAUCCUGACUUUCAAGGGAUGGGUUAUGGUCGACGGGCCAUGAAUCUUCUUAUUCAGUAUUACGAGGGAAAGAUUCCCAGUUUAGCUGAAGAACGCAAAGAAGAUGGACAAAUCUCAACUCUGACUGGAGAUGAGGAUGUUGGCCUACUACAGGAGGUGAUAACUCCUCGCAGUAAUCUACCGCCUCUUUUGUUAAAACUCAGUGAAAGACCAGCCGAACAACUGGAUUAUUUGGGCGUAUCCUACGGCUUGACAACUCAACUCUUAAGAUUUUGGAAGAAAUCCGACUUUGGUCCUGUGUACCUACGCCAGACGCCGAAUGAUUUGACUGGCGAACACUCUUGUAUAAUGUUAAGACGACUCUCCGAUCGAGAAGAAAACUCUGAUGACAACUGGCUGCAAGCCUACAUGACUGAUUUCCGCCGGCGUUUUUUGUCCCUCCUUUCCUAUCAGUUUCGCAACUUUAGACCAUCUCUAGCGCUGAGUAUUCUAAACAACAAGAGUUACAAAGGAAUUAAAGGCUCAGGUUUAACAAAAGGUGAGCUAGAAGCUGUUCUUACAACUUACGAUAUCAAGCGAUUGGAACUUUAUUCGCGGAAUAUGGUGGAUUAUCAUCUGAUCACGGAUUUGCUUCCAGCUGUCUCCAGGUUAUUUUUCCUUCAGAAAAUGGACUUCGAUCUUUCUGCAGUGCAAUCGGCGAUUCUUCUCGGACUUGGACUACAACACAAGACCAUAGAGGCCCUUGAGAAAGAAUUAGAGCUACCAUCAUCUCAGUUACUGGGAUUGUUCAACAGAACUAUGAGAAAAGUUGUUCAGUGUUUUAGCUCUGUUCUCGAGUCAUCCUUCGAUAGUCAAGUCACCAAAGAAAGAGAAGUGGCUAUGGAGCCGUUAGCUCAAGGACUUCAAGAGGAUUUGGAGGAGGCAGCGAAGGAAUUGAAAGAAAAGCAAAAGAAAGAACUGGAAAAACUGAAGAACAUUGAUCUCAGCGAGUUUGCAAUAUCAGGAAAAGAUGAUGAAUGGAACACGGCUCUAAGUAACAAUAAGAACGUCACCAGUGUGAUUAGCGUUGCAAGCACAAAGCGGAAGACACAGCCUUCCAAUGAUCAAAGCAAAUCACAUAAGAAACGCAAGAAGUCCAAACAGAAGCACCACACUGGUUGAAUCUGCUGUCAAGUUAUUAAGCAUGUCAAGCAGUCUAGAAGACUGAGGAUAUGCCAAUUAUUGUCGCUACUUGUUUGAUAAACGUCAGCCUCUACAAGGAUUCGGCUAACACUGAACAGCAACGGCAAGAUGACGGCAACUUUAGAAUUCAUUGACCUGUCGUUAAUUCUCAUCCAAAAUAACGAACAAAAUGAAUAUCAGAAGCGUUAUUGUCUGCUCUCUGAACAGGGGGGAACAAUUGCUAAAAGGCCGUAAAGUGCAAAAAUUUCGUGCACUAAAGGACCAUGGCGGGCUUUACAAUAAAGGACAGAACGUAUGCGCUCACGCCAACAGGAAUUUCCGAGUGUCAACGCAUGCGUAACGCUUACGUUAAUGAAGGGUGCAAAAAGCUCUUUAACUCUCUGAGAGCUAAGCGCAAAGCUUAUUGUAACGGUGUUAUCAUGGUUACAAGUUAUAUCAGGUGGUACGCGCGAUUCAUGACUUGAUGGUGGAAACGAUGAAUUGACCGCCAUCUCCAAUCAAGAAGACCCAAUUUUCGAGCGUUAGUUCUUCGUAAGCGAGAACGUUGUUCUGACACUUAAUUUGGCGAGAUUCUGUACGUUUAUAGGGAGAGUAUUUUUACUUGACCCACUGCCGCACACUUUUUGUUUUGUUACUUAAAUGCUUUACAUUAAAAAAAAGUAAAUAAAGCAAUUUUCUGUUAA